AUGGUAGUCAAGGUCUUCCAUGGUGCAGUCGUCCACUCUAUCAGCCUAGGAGAACUCGAGAUUGUGGAGAAUGGAACGCUUGUUGUUGACGCAGCCGGUGUGAUAGUCGCAUUCGAAAGGUCAGGAAAUCAAGAGCUAUCCAUCCCGGAGGACCCCCAAGUACACCAUCUGGAGCCAGGAGAAUUCCUCAUUCCUGGCUUCGUCGACACGCACAACCACGCGCCGCAGUGGCCGAUGCGCGGCUUAGGGCAAGGCCUACAUAUCCUUGAAUGGUUGAAUCAAGUCACCUUUCCCAUCGAAGCGCGCUUCGCCGAUGCCACUUACGCUCGCAGGACGUACGAGAACACGGUCUCUGACUUCCUCAGACAAGGCAUCACUACAGCAUCGUAUUACGGCUCGCGGCAUGCAGAGGCGACGUGUAUUUUGGCCGAGAUAUGUCUUGAGAAAGGGCAGCGCGCCUUUGUCGGCAAGUGUAACAUGGACCGCAAUGCCCCCGAGUAUAUCUGCGAGCAAAGCGCCGACGUCUCUUUGCGCGAAACCCAGGAUUGCGUUGCGCACAUUCGAAAACUGCCAGGCUGUGCCGAACCGAAACAUGCAUUGGUCAAGCCCGUUUUGACUCCUCGCUUCGCCAUUUGCUGUACUUCGAAACUUCUCUGCGGCCUCGGGAAUAUGAUGAAGAAAGACAAAGACCUGGCAAUGCAGACGCACUUCAACGAAGCGCAACAGGAAAUCGACGCUACCAGGGGGCUAUUUCCAGUCCUCGCUGCAAAAAGUGAGGCCGAUCUAUAUGAAAGCUUUGGCCUUUUGUGUCCAAGAUCUGUUCUUGCACACUGCACCAUCAUGACCGAUUACGACAUGGAAAGGGUGAAGGCGCUUCAAUGCGGCGUAGCUCACUGUCCUAUUGCAAACAUGACAGUCGGUGGUGGUUUCAUGGUCGCUCCCGUACGAGAUUUCCUGCGACGCGGCAUCAAGGUUGGACUUGGCACUGACAGCGGUGGUGGAUGGGCCUCACAAAUGCUCGCAGUCAUUCGCCAGGCAAUGAUCGCUUCCAACGCACGAGAAGUCAUGUCUCAGGGCGAGGACAAAGGUCUUUCGUUAGAGGAAGUAUUCUACCUUGCGACUCUCGGAGGUGCACAGGUCAUGUGUCUCGAUGAUAGCAUUGGCAAUUUCCAGGUUGGGAAGCAGUUCGACGCGUCGUGGAUAUCGACCACGACAGGUUUACAAUCAGCAAUGACACCGCGUGAGGAAGGAGACUCGUUUCGGACGAUCUUUGAGAAGUACAUCAUGUCAGGUGACGACCGCAACAUAGCACAUGUUUAUGUGCGUGGUCGUAGGGUGGCGGGAUCCCAUCAGGAGUUGCGGGAAGUGGAGGGUUGUAAGAGGGAAUGA
Didymosphaeria variabile is the source of this 1389-nucleotide messenger RNA. RefSeq lists its product as uncharacterized. The record is from RefSeq and is a predicted model, not a curated record. Gene Ontology annotation, molecular function: guanine deaminase activity; zinc ion binding. Gene Ontology annotation, biological process: guanine metabolic process. NCBI's taxonomy places the organism in Eukaryota, Fungi, Ascomycota, Dothideomycetes, Pleosporales, Didymosphaeriaceae. Bases 1 to 1389 code for a protein of 462 amino acids. Gene Ontology annotation, cellular component: cytosol. The transcript is spliced from 5 exons.